AUGUCACCAAGCCCCGACAAGCAGCACUCACCUACAGGCCAUAUGCCAUGUAUGGCUUCCCAGCCAUCAAAACCACAUCCACGCCCUCCUCGAGUCUAUCACGGACCGCUUGCUCGCAUUACCCGCGAUAUGGUUUUUGAUCGCAUCUACCUCCUCCUCGCAGACAACCUGCCCACACGGUGGACUCAAAAUCCUGAAGCUCUGGUUCAUCUUACUAAGAGCAUGGCCAACGUUGUUAUUAGCAGCGGUCAAUAUGGUGACUUUGGUCCAUACGGCCUUUCUUCCCUUGCACAGAUUUCUGUUUAUAUCGGGCACGAAGGCAUAUAUCAUUACAUGUGUCUAGCAGUACAUCCGAGUUAUGGCGAUGUUCGAAUCAUUUUCAGGGGCAAUCUAUGUGAGCGUGAAAGCCAAGAUCCGAUCAUCCAUCAUGAAGCGAUGGCGCUCUGCAGGAUAGGUUUCGACAGGGCAGCUGACAGAUUGUAUGCGGAUAUUGUCUCGCGGAUGCCUAAGAAACGUUCCGCUUAG
Bipolaris sorokiniana ND90Pr is the source of this 525-nucleotide messenger RNA. RefSeq lists its product as uncharacterized. The record is from RefSeq and is a predicted model, not a curated record. Lineage: Eukaryota; Fungi; Ascomycota; Dothideomycetes; Pleosporales; Pleosporaceae. The transcript has 2 exons. The coding region runs from base 1 to 525 and encodes 174 amino acids.